Messenger RNA from Dovyalis caffra, 969 nucleotides. NCBI's taxonomy places the organism in Eukaryota, Viridiplantae, Streptophyta, Magnoliopsida, Malpighiales, Salicaceae. The record is from the annotation of a GenBank genome assembly.
AUGGGAAUGCAGACAAUGGGAUCUCAAGGUGAUGGUAGUAGUCAUCAUAAAGAAUCUCAGUUCCAGCCAUUGGUGCGGCAAAACUCAAUGUACAGUCUGACUCUCGAUGAGGUUCAAAAUCAGUUGGGUGACCUGGGGAAACCUCUCAGCAGCAUGAAUCUUGACGAACUUCUCAAAAACGUGUGGACAGUGGAGUCUACGCAGACUGUGGGUUUGGAAGUGGAGGGCACACAAUUUGCCAAUCAAACUGCUUUGCAGCGUCAGGCAAGCUUAUCAUUAACUAGUGCUCUGAGCAAGAAGACAGUUGAUGAGGUUUGGAAAGACAUCCAACAAAGCAAACAUGAUGGAGAGAUAAAGUCUAGGGAGCGGCAGCGUACUUUGGGAGAGAUGACCUUGGAGGAUUUCUUGGUAAAAGCAGGAGUUGUAGCUGAAGGAUCCACGGACAAGAAAGAUGGUGGUCCCAUUGUUGGGGUUGAUACAAGUGCAGCACAACAGUUUCCACAACAAGGUCAAUGGUUGCAAUAUCCACCACAUCCACAGUAUCAGCAUCCACAACAAAGCAUGAUGGGGGUUUAUAUGCCAGGCCAGCCUAUAUCACAGCCACUUCACAUGGGGGCUGGUUCUAUGAUGGAUGUUUCAUACCCAGAGAACCAGGUGGCCUUACCUCCACCCUUGAUGGGGACAUUAUCAGAUGCGCAGACACCAGCAAGAAAAAGAGGUGCGCCAGAGGAUAUGAUUGAGAGGACAGUCGAGAGGAGGCAGAAAAGGAUGAUAAAGAACCGUGAAUCUGCUGCCCGUUCACGAGCACGGAAGCAGGCUUACACGAAUGAGCUGGAGAACAAAGUUUCUCGGCUGGAAGAGGAAAAUGAAAGGCUUAGGAAACGAAGGGAGCUUGAGAAUAAGUUGCCAUGUGUCCCUCUCCCCGAACCCAAGUAUCAACUUCGCAGAACAACGUCAGCCCCAUUCUAG